Molecule: messenger RNA, 1724 nt
Organism: Drosophila subpulchrella
Lineage: Eukaryota; Metazoa; Arthropoda; Insecta; Diptera; Drosophilidae
Product: PHD finger protein 7
Exons: 2
Coding region: 44-1621 (525 amino acids)
Cellular component (GO): nucleus
Source: RefSeq, a predicted model, not a curated record
UCACUCUAAUCUGGCUAGCUCCGGAUAAGCGGUCAGUUUUAAAAUGGAGGGAAAACAACAGGCAAAGUGCGAAAUAUGUCAAUUUGAAGACAACGAUGAGGUGGUCUACGGCGAGUGGAUGGUCUCAAGGCAGCUGCACGUGCACUACUAUUGCCUGCUCCUCUCAACCAAUUUGCCGCAGCGCGGCAGCGAUUCCAGUGGAAUCCUGGGCUUCCUGAUGCGCGACAUCCGCGAGGAGGCGGCCGCCGCAAGGAAGCGGAAGUGCUACUACUGCCAGCAGAUGUCGGCCAGUAUCCAGUGCCAUGGCUGCCGGGUGUUCUUCCACUUGAAGUGUGGACUGAACAAUCAGUGUGCCUUCGAGUUCACUGGCAUGUACCACAGCUACUGCGACUCCUGCGUACCGAUGGAUGACUACAAGCGGGAAGUAUUGGCCAAUCCGCCCCAGCAACGUCUGUGCGACAUAUGCUUAGUUCCGAUCCUGGUGUUCAAAAUGUUCCAAAUUACCUACGGGGACUGCUGUCGCCGGGGAUUCGCCCAUAAGUCGUGCAUGCGACGUUACGCCCUGACCUCCGGAUAUUACUUGCGCUGCAUUUGGUGUCGGUCGAAGAGUUUCCGGGACUCGAUACGCCUGCAGUCGGUAUUCGUGCCGGAUCGCGAUGCCUUGUGGGAGAAGCAGCGGAAUGCCUACAGGGAGCUCCACGACCGCAACUUACGGUGCGGCGAGAGCAACUGUCUGUGCCCUAAUGGCAGGUUUUAUAACAAAUCCUCCUGGGUGAUUCUGUCCUGCAAAUUGUGCGGCUGCAUGGGCGCACAUACCAAGUGCCUGGCAGGCACCAUGCGAAUGUCCAAGGGAACACAGCCCACCGAAUUCAAGUGCUCCACUUGCCUGGAACUGGAAAGAAAUAUCGCCGAACGGCCGGCGCGCAGUUCGAAUGCCUCCAUCACUGGCGCCGAGGGCAACGUGAAUUCCUCCUUUUACGUGAAGAAAAUUGGCCCGGAAAUCCCGGCUCUGCCCGAUACCCAGGCUCCUAUCUUUUCCGACGACGACGACUACGACACGAGUUCCAAUUCAAGUAACAUCACUGUGAUCGCCAGCCAGUUGCAAACCAAGGCCACGAGUGAGACUCCACCACCAAAUAUCGAACCGUCUAUAAUCGAGAUUCUGGACUCCCCACAGUCACAGUCUCCAAUCGUGAGUCCUGACUUGCCAGUGUUAGCAACCAACUUUCUUGACUCGCCACAAUCGGAGAUAGAAGUCAAUAGUCCUGACUCGCCACAGCCACAGUCAGCAGUCAACACUCCAGUCUCUCCAGAGCCUGAGCUGAAAGAGGAUCCUAAUACCUUACUAGUGCUAAAGAGGUACUUCCGCUUCGCCGAAGAGCCCUUCUUCUACCUGGUCAUCUACGAGUUUGAACAGGGCACAUGCGUGGGAAAGUGCACUGGUUCCUGCGUAUUGCGAUUCAACGACGACGACCCCCGCAUCCAGGACAAAUCACAGAAAGCAUUGCAGCGCGUGAAGAUAACACCAGACGAUGUGUGGUGUCGUGACAAGGACACCGGCAUCUUCGGCCAGAUCGAUAGGUUCCACCAAAUGCUUAAAUCAAAACCUGAACGGAACUGAAAUCUCUUAUACGUUCGGAUUGAGGCCAUAACGUUACAUUGUUAUUAUGAAAAGCCAGCCAUUAUAUAUACUUAUUUUCCGAUCAAAGCCAUAUACUUUAUCA